Messenger RNA from Trichobilharzia regenti, 3734 nucleotides. The record is from the annotation of a GenBank genome assembly. Lineage: Eukaryota; Metazoa; Platyhelminthes; Trematoda; Strigeidida; Schistosomatidae.
GCGGGGGCUUAAUGGGUAAUUUUAGUCGGCAAGUAGGUGGGCAAAAGAUGGCGUAACUGCUGCAUAGUUUUUCCCCGUUUGCCCAUGUCCCAGAAAAUUUUAUUUUCCCCUUUUCCCAGUUUAUCCACCUUUACAACAAACACUUUGCCCACAUUUCCCCGCUUUACCCAUGCCAUUUUCUAAAAUAACCCACUUAUUCCCACUUCACCCAUGUUACAACCGAAAACAGCCCACCAUUUUCCACUUUCCCCAAAUCUGAACGGAAAACUGUACACGAUUUUACCCGCAUAUCCCAGGUCCUGGAAAAAUUCACCGACUGGGCCACCACCUCAAACAUUUGUGUUAAGAAAUUCUUUAGUUUUCAGUUUUCCAGGUAGCUCUGGCUUCGAAGUACUGCAGAAACUUUGGGGAGCAGACUGCAGAUAACUGUCCCAUUUUCGCUAUUGUGCUGGAAGAAUAUGCCCCCGGAAAUAUUGCAGUGAGACGGAAGAAAAUGCUAGUUGGGUCAAUAUGUAGGUUAGAGUCAGUUAUAAUUAUGGAGCAUAAGAAUUAAGCUAGAGGUGGAGUGUUUGACCCUGCUAAGUUAAUUAGUCUAGAAGAAUGCCCAGUCCUUGUGAUGCAUUCACAUACAUGUGAUCAAACGACGAGCUGGUAUGGGUUGAAAGUAAUAGACAGUAAUCUAAUGCUAGGAUAGAUAACAGAUGAUUGUUAGCGUGAAUUCAUGAUUGGUGCGAUCUAGCGGACAUCGAUUAUUCAUUGUUAAAAUUUCCGUUGAUUCGUGAAGGUUAUAUACUCGGUAUUGUGAAUAAUUAGGCUAUUGUUGUCGUACUUAUCGUGGUUAAAUCUGACAUUUGUGUGCCUCCUCGGUAUGGGGAAUAUUUUGGCGCAUUGCAGCCAACAUAGGCAGCAACGAAUAAAAAGCAGUAACGCUCGGUUACCACAUUUAGUUAAGUAGAGUGAGAGAUUAAUCACUUUACCUCAAAUCAUCGAGUCACCACCAAACACUUGAACACAGGGAUGAUGUAACACCCAUUUGGGAUAUAUAAAGAAUUGCAAUGAAACAAGUUAUGAAAUACUGGGAAUACUUGUUGACAUAGUUAGGGCAGCAAAUUGUGCUAUAAAUGUCAUCUAGCAAGGAUUUGAUGAAUUCGUUAAAUGUCGAUAAAAUUAGUGUGUGUAGUACGCUGAUUGUUGAAUAAAUAAAUUACGCUAAACCAGUCAUGGAAAGCGAUAGGUGCUAAUGUUUUGCAAAUCAAGUUCAAAUGGAUAGGGGAUAUGGGGUAUGCAAGAAUAAAAUAAAGGUAAUGCAUUGUGGUACAGUUACAUCACUUAAAUAAACAAUCAGUUAUCAGAGAAAGAAAUUAAGAUUGUCAGGAACUUCAAACUCUGUAUGAACAAACAAAUAAGGUAGUGGUACUGUCAAAAAGUAUGUUUAGAUGAAUCAAGGAUAAUAAUGAGAUGGAAUGAAAUAUUAACACCAGUAAUAUUCAGUCAGUAGAAGGUACUAUCAUGGUCGAUACGAAGAGACCAGGAUUUCCUUCUGAACACAGUUUACAAACUCGGUCUCUGCGUAGGUGACUAUACGUUUGAACCUAUGUUUAGAAUCAAAUUCGUCACCUGCAUAUUGUCCAGUUCAACGUGAGAAGUCACGAUAUUUCUCUUCGGUUACCAAAAAUGUUCAGAUCACGCGUGUUGUAGCCGCCUCAGUUAUCAUGUAGCACUCACGCCAAGCCACCGCGUACCUUGAUGAACAAUGUUAGCUGACUUCAGGUUCAAUUACAAGAGUUGAAGAUGGUUAAACCAAAGCAUGGUACCAUCAUCUGAGGAUUUUAAGUGUUGGUCUGAGCCACAUAGGGAGGGGAAGACGAACUUGUUGAUAUUCUUGAGAUGAUUAGAACCAAUGGCCAGUGACUAUCAAUGAUAUAGAUGAGAACUGUUUUCAAUAGUGCAGAUGCAUUUACCUUUCUGUAACAUCAGAUCCAUUACAUCCUCAUUAUUCACCAUGUAAUUAUUCUUUUUCACACUCAUUUCUCCCCGUUAUGGUUCAUUUGAUGUUUUUUCUAUUUCUUCACCUUUGUGUUCUGUAUGGACUUUGGCAACUUAAACUACAGCAGUCCCGUUCAAAGUUCUACGUUCAAAACUGACUAUGUUAGCCAGUCAGUGAUGCUAUAAAUGGUAAUCAAGAUGGCAGGCUGAAUAGCGUGAUACUACUGCUACUAUUCCUCAUUGAUUCAUAUGAGUAUUAGGAAACCAAUCAAGUCAAACAGUAGUGCUUGCUAGAUAGAUCUAGACACUGAACAGCUGUUCCGUUCCUUUGGGACGGAGUUCAUCAGAAGCGUAUCCGGUUCGAAUCUGCUGACAGAUAUGUAUCGCUUCAAUGCGACUAUCAAGCACUUUGGCUUAAAGUCACUGGUUUCCAACUACUGAUAUCAAUCAGUCAAUCAAUAGUAUAUACUCGGACCUGUCUCGCUUGCAUUACAUGAUCUAGUGAAGUAAUUCAUUACUAUCUUAGGGUGAGCAAUAUUGAGGUUAGGCGUCGAGUGUUAGGUAAGGAGGGGAAAUCAAUCGAUGAGGCUGUGAAGCUACACCUGUUGAGAUACUUAGGACAUGUGUUACGCGUGCCUAACCAUCGAUCGCCGUCCUCGACGGGUAAUGUUAGCUGGCAUAGGAUUGAUCAAGCUGGAAAAGAGCUGGUUAGUGGUGGUCAAACCAAAACACAGCUUCAUCAGUCAAUCAAAUGCACAACAGUUAGUUUAAGCUAGUCACGUAGGAUGGUGUCGAUUUCCUGUUUGGGGUCCUCAAGAUGGUUAACACCAAUGAAGGCUGGAGAUAAUUGUUGAUAUGGGUCGAAAUCAUUCUUAGUGAUGGCACAGAGGUAUCCAUUCUUCGUGACAUAAUACCCAAUUAAACUAUAUUGUUCUUCGAUAUUACUAUUCUUUCUGCCUCAAUUCUCUGUUUCCUGUCUCUAUUUUGCAUUUCCUCGUACUUUCUUCUCUUGCUUUGUGUACUACAUGGAGUGUGGCGACUCGAACUAGUGUACAUCUGUGUAAAGUGCUACGUUGAAACCACUCAGUCAGUCACUGUCUUAAUUUAAAAACUAAAUUACUAUCCUGUACAUGUAUAUUUAUAUAUUACUAGGGAAUUCAGUGCAUAAAUCUGUCGACUGGCACAUAUUGUCUUACAUAUAGAAUUGUUAUGUUUUUGUCCUUUCUAUAAAUUAUAGAUACAGUUACCCUUAUGGAGCGCGUAAAUGCGGAAGUUAAGAUUUUGUCAACUGGGUUAAAGUAUCUUUCACGUUAUGUGACACAACAAAAACGUCAGUUAGAUUCAGCAUUGGGAAAGAUCACUGCACUUGAAGAACAGUUGUCUGCUCAUCUGUCAAAGUGUACACCUUCUUCACCGUGUACACAACGAUCUAUAGGCUGUCAGAUAUCGCCAAAUUCGAAACCUUCAGUUACUCUGUCAUCAAGUCGAAAGCAUUCAGUCACUUUAUCGCCUGACAUGAAUGAUGUCUCUUCUUCUUCAAGAAGUAGUGUCAGCAAAUCCUUUAAUGGCACAAUACAAUGGCUUCAAACAGCAUCCAAUUCAGUGGACAAGGAUACACCAAAAAUUUCUAACAAACUGGAGAUUAAUAAAUGUCAGGCUGUCAACUCGCUUUCCUCUCAAAGGCCUUUAACGAUCCCAAACAAUUCUCCUGGACACAAUCGGUGAUCAUAAUGGUUCGAAGAUUGCCG